AAAAAAAAGCGAAGACUUCUACCAUCGAAAAAUAGCCAAAACUUACUUAGUGAACUAAACUCAAAGUUGAGGGCUGGAGGGUAGGGAACUUCUGUAACUCGCAAGAAAUUAUCUUCGUAUCUGCAGAAUACAUGAGCUUGUUCUUUUCUAUUUCCAGGAGUGUUCUAGUUGCUCAGUGGGCGAGGAAUUAAGAAAAGACUUGCUCUUUUUGUCAGAGAGAAAACAAAAUUUCCUCUAUAAACCCACCCUCCCCUGGACAGGCCUCUCUUUUAAAACGUCUCGUUCCAGUCUCUAUUGGACUUAAAAUCCAACAUGGCGGAAUCAGAUGAAGAAGUUGAUGUCGAAGACGUUUCCGAUGGCGAACAAACAACCAAUUUACGAGGCUUGGGCGAUGACGAUCAAAAGGACAAAUGGUAUGAUAAAGACAUUGGCAACCAGAGUUUUUUGAAUUCUUCCAGUCUCCCAUUUUCGUCUGAGUAUUGUGAUCCCAAUUCGUGGCUUUUGGAUACAAACUCGGUUUGGUCCUUGGAUCCUUGCACUGAUGACAAAAGCAGGUCAACCAUUGAAAAGAUGAUUUUAGAAGAACAGUAUCCUUUACAUCCCUCACUUAAUUUUACCAUGCAGUGCUUAUUCCAUAAUGCAGCCAAAAAAACAAACAAACCAAAGUUGUCAUUAUCUUUUUCCACAAGAAUGUCAAAUGCAAGUGUUAAAAAGAGCGCUGCAAAAGCUAAAAAGGAUCAGCAGCCGUCUGUGACUCACAGGAAACCCUGGACAGUUGAUGAACAGGAACGUUUUGAACAGGGGCUGAGGCUGUAUGGACGUAGUUGGACCAAGAUAGCAAAUAUGAUUGAUACUCGAACAGCACUCCAAGUGAAAAACUAUGCCAAGCAGUAUUUCAGACAAAAGAACAAAGUUCUCGCAGAGUCCCAAGCAAUACAAGGAAGUACAGAAGAACAGUCCAAGGACAGACUUGUCCUUGCUGAUGUAGAGGAUGUGGUAAAUGAAGAUAGUGUUUUAGAGGAUGAAAAGGUCCUUCAAAAUACAUUUGUGUCGUCAAUUGUAGAUAAAGACAGACCGCAGAAUGAAUCGGACGAAGAUGUUGAAGUAGAUAUUGAUGGAUCGGACAGCGAUGAGGUUAACCCUUGUUUAAUUCCAGGUACAUAUAAUAAAAACGUUUUUGUUACGCCGUCGCGGACAAUUCAUUUUGGUGACGUAACCAAGACAAACGGCCAGGGCAAUUUUCACUUUUUUGCCUGGAUCAUGCCACCCAAGACUGAUNAAAGUAUACUUGACAAAGAGAUAAAAAGUAAUGUGGGUCACACAGAUAACUUAGGUUAUGUGUUAGAAGAUGAUUGCCAUUUGACACAAGACUAUGCACAGCGUUUGUCUCUUGAGGGUAAACAUUUUCCUGAUGACAUCAGCGAUAAAAAUUUGGUUCUGGAAAACACUCGGUCCAAUGUUGACAAUGCUCCACUUGAUGUCAUCGCUGCCUGUCCACAGCAACCGUUGCCCAAUGACAAGGACUGGGCGCCAGUGACGUGUGGUGAAGUUACCAGCUCUGAAUUCAUUGAGUCCUCGGAUCGCGAGCACCCUGGGGCAAACGUAAGCUUCGACACUUCAAUUGUUAUCGACAGAAAUAUUAUUCAAGACGUAGAAAAAGAACAUAAUAUGGAGUUUUUUAUGGGGCGCGCUCUCAAGACUCCGGAAAGAUACAUGAAAAUUCGCAACUAUAUUCUGGACAUGUGGGAGAAAACUAAACCAAAUUUUCUUUUCAAAACGGCCGUGCGAAGCGGUCUUCGAAACUGCGGUGACGUGAACUCUAUCGGAAGAGUACAUGCUUUCCUAGAGGACAUUGGAGCUAUAAACGAAGGAUGUCUUGAAAGACCGGUUCCACGCGUUAGAGAGCAAGGCGAGGUCACCAAUGUAAAGGAACCCUUCCACAUGGAAUCCUGGGUAAAUUCGCUAAGGCCUAGGAAGAAGCGACAGAGAAAUAUGGACGGAGACUGGGUCGACUCUAGCAAAGCGGAAGGGAUGACAAUACAGCAUUUGUCACCAAAUGAGCAAGUUCAACAUGAAGAGGUCCAUAAUGAAAAGGGCUCUCCGUCAGUACCCAGGAAAAGGCCCUCGCGAAACAAGCCCUCUUACGACCCGUUCCUUCUUGUUCCGUGCCGCAAGUUCCCAACACGUAGUGCUGUGCCUUUUGAUGUUCUUAUCCAAUCAGAAACAUUGGUGGUCAUGGACACGCAUGCACAUAUGUCAACUACCGAGGUGAUUGGUCUUUUAGGAGGCACUUAUUCGCAUGAUUCGAGGAAAUUGAAGGUUUCCAAGGCCAUACCUUGUCGGAGUUUAAGCACAGGACUACAAUGUGAAAUGGAUCCUGUAUCCCAGACCCAGGCCUCUGAGGAAUUGGCUCUGCGAGGACUGGCCGUUGUGGGCUGGUACCACUCGCAUCCAACAUUCGCUCCAAUUCCUUCUGUGCGUGAUAUCGAGACUCAAGCCAAAUUCCAGGAAUGGUUUGGAAAGGGUGGCGCGCCAUUCAUUGGAAUCAUCGUCAGUCCGUACAAUUACAGUAAUGUAUCCAACCAAUCACAAAUAAGAUGCUUGACAGUUAGUGACGAGUGGGAGUCUGCUGGCCAGUACAGAUUGCCGUACCAAUUUGACUACGAGGUGUUCGGAGAUGAAGCUGACGAGGACGACACGGUGGAACAAGUUAGAAGCAUAGCGGAUGAUUACAGAAGAUAUCCCUUUCGGGUUCAACUGAACAGACGAUUUGGGGCCUCCACAAGCCUCGACCUCUUGGAUAAGCUGUUGGAUUCUUUACGGGCCCGAAUCAACAACACAUCUCAUGAUAAAAAAGAAGCAUUCUUGGAUAGGUUGAGGAAUACUAUCUCUGAAAAUAUCAAACUCCAAACACCCAUCCAAGAUAACGAGCAUAGAGAAAAUUCCUUGCAAGAAUAACAAAGUGUAGCUACACCCAUAGCCACGCCCCUAGCUACGCUCAUAGCCACGCCCAUAGUCACGCCCAUUACUUUGCAUUACAUUUUCUGUUUAUAGAAAGAGUUCUCUUGGCGUUUUAAUAUUUAAAUUUAUGUCUACAUUUUCUAUUUUAUUAUAUACACCAAGAAAGGCCACCCCUCAAUGAUGGUGUACAUACAGAACACAAAAUUGUAAAAUUGUAUACUAGGCCCGAAUUCUUGAUAGUUCUUUUUAUGACAAAGCUAGGUAAAUGUUUAUUGUGUACAGAAAAACAGACCACGGAUAUUUAUAUUCCACAAAAGUAUUUAUUAAGGUAAAAGGAUAAAUACCGGUAAAUGCAAUGYACUUCUUCGCCAAUGUUSGCAUAUCAACAAUUUUUSGWAUUUUUCGUACAAACAGAAAACCUCCUCCAUAGAUCAGUUUAUCAUGUCGAAUUUAGUAAAUGGAGCAGGAAGGCUUAGUUUUUUGUUGGAAUGAAAAAAACAAACAAACAAACAAACAAACAAGCAAACAAAUAUUGGGAAAGCGUGGCAUCGGCAAAGUAGUCCAUUAAAGAUCCAGUGUAUAAAGAAUGUACAAAGAAUAUACGCUACGAUUUCUCCAAAGUAUAAAAUUUUAUUUACGUCCUCGUUAAUGAAUAUGUGCUUUAAAACUUACUGCUGUUAUUUUUGGUGACCCCAAUAACAGCUGCGAAAAGACUUCAUACCAAAAGAUGCAAAUAUCUCUUUACGGACAGUCGGCUAGCGCUGCUGUUCAUACCCCAGGGGCUGGACUCCCCUAUAACAAGGCCCGGGGGGUGCUCGUCGUACCCCUUAGGGUUAAGGGUGUUCAGCCUCAAAGGUCGACAGGGGGAGUUUUCGCGGUACUUUUCAGGAUAUUGAGCCGAAAAAAUAUGUCAGGCGAUAAUUUCUUGUGUUAGAAAUGGUACCGGCUUAGGGGUAAAGAAAAAAAUCAAGCCAAGCACUUCACUAUGGCACUUCUUAUGGAUUCUUUCCAAAAUUUCCGACGAGCAUAUGGGAGUACCCUCCGGGGGUUCAAUGAUUAAUUCAUAGAUCAGAUUUAAGAGUGCAAAUCACCAAAAGCUCAUAAACAAAGUAAACUAAAUACACGAAUGUCAGACUUAACGUUCGCAAUAAUGGACGAUAUAAUAUGCUAAA
Messenger RNA from Orbicella faveolata, 4133 nucleotides. Its product is annotated as histone H2A deubiquitinase MYSM1-like. The record is from RefSeq and is a predicted model, not a curated record. Lineage: Eukaryota; Metazoa; Cnidaria; Anthozoa; Scleractinia; Merulinidae. Gene Ontology annotation, molecular function: metallopeptidase activity; protein binding.